Messenger RNA from Penicillium daleae, 1476 nucleotides. Its product is annotated as NAD(P)/FAD-dependent oxidoreductase. Gene Ontology annotation, cellular component: cytoplasm. The record is from RefSeq and is a predicted model, not a curated record. The transcript is spliced from 2 exons. Gene Ontology annotation, molecular function: oxidoreductase activity. NCBI's taxonomy places the organism in Eukaryota, Fungi, Ascomycota, Eurotiomycetes, Eurotiales, Aspergillaceae. The coding region runs from base 1 to 1476 and encodes 491 amino acids.
AUGGGCAUGGAUAACAAGCGCGCCGCCGUCCACGACAAGAUUGUGUCUCUGGUGAGCCAAGACCCUGGCCUACCACGCAAGGGCCCAUCCGUUGCAUUCUGGCAAGAGCCCACUCAUGCAAUUUCCAACAUUCAAUCACCACAACUUCCAACAAAAGUUGACAUUGCCAUCGUUGGCUCCGGCAUCACUGGCUGCAGUGUUGCGCGAACUCUCCUGAGCAACCCCAAACUCCGCAAUAAGCGAAUUGCUCUCUUCGAGGCCCGUGCAUUGACGAGCGGGGCCACUGGCCGUAAUGGCGGGCACUUGGUCUCUCCUGCAGCGGUUGACUUUGCGGCAGUUGCAAGCCUUUUUGGAGCAGAGAAGGCCGCAGAGGUGACGCGAUUCUCAUUUCGCAAUCUUGAGAGAUUCCAUGCAUUUGUGUCUACCCUAGACGAGGAUCUCCGAGACGCGUCGGAAGUGCGCAAGGUCCAGAAAGUGAUGAACUUCCUUGAAGCGGCCACUUUUAAUCACUUUAAAGAAUCCCUUCGUCAGUUCUCAGCAGCUUGUCCAGAAUUAGCGGAUCAGUUCAAGAUUCUCUCCGCAGAUGAAGCCAAAGCUAAAUACAAAUUUAACGAAUCCGCUGGGGCUUGCGAGCAACCCGCGGGAGCAGUAUGGCCCUACCGCAUCAUCACCGGGCUUUUCGCCAAGCUAUUGAAAGAAAACUCAUCACGAUUCACAAUCGACACCAAUACGCCCGUGACUGGCGUCACAUACGACGCAGAAAAGCCCAAUUACCGCCAUAAAUUGCAAACUCCCCGCGGAGUGGUCCAUGCCGAUCAAGUAGUUUACUGCACGAACGCAUAUACUUCACACUUGCUUCCACAACUUCGAGGAAAGGUCUUCCCAUUCCGAGGCACUAUGUCGACGCAAUCCAUUUCUCCAAAUCUCCCCAAUCAUGGGGCCCGCCACUCCUGGAGUAUCUACCACGAGCCCAAAUUUGAUCCGGCCACUGGCACAUUCACUUUUGGACUGUACUAUAUGACCCAGAAUGCAAAGACGGGCGAUUUCUUCUUUGGUGGAGAGAAGCAGCGACUAGAAGAAAUCCUCAUCAGCGAUGACACCGUGGUACCUACACUACCUUCACAGAAUUUGACCUCUUUGAUGGAGGGAACAUUCAAGUCUGCAACGGGGGAGCCUAUGAAAACGACCCCACGCCGAAUUUGGUCUGGUAUCAUGGGCUUUACACCUGAUGGAAUGCCCCUUGUGGGUAGACUGGGCAAAAGGUUAACUGGAAGACCAGGUGAUGGUGAAUGGGCGGCUGUUGGCUUCAAUGGUUAUGGAAUGGACAAGUGCUGGCUUGUUGGGGAAUUACUCGGUGCCAUGAUUGCAGGCGAAGAUGUCACAGGUCGCCUCCCUGCUCUUUAUCAGAUCACUGACGAGAGGCUGAACAAGUUUAUGGCACCUAGAGAUGUCCCGGCUAGGCUUUUCCAUCUCUAA